AUGCCGAGCGAAUGCUCCACAAACGCUAGUUUGGACACAACAUCGGGACAUACUCUGAAGUGGAUGGAAUUACUUUUGUCGAUUAGCAACAAGGAGAAGAUUCGACUGUGCCAUUACACCAUGUGCGAGAACCGGGUACACCAUCCGCUAUACUUGCCGUGCAAACACGCCUUUCCGGACUUUUACUCCGAGAUCGAGUUGGACCGGGCGUAUUCCCAAACGCUGUCAUCAACAAGCAAGGCGGUGUUAUCUUUCCUACUUGUGGCUGUCAUGAUCCUGUCAGUGUCCGGAAACUCUCUCGUCGUGCUUACUUUCAUCUAUAAUAAGCACAUGCGCUCCGUAACGAACGUGUUCAUCCUGUCGCUUGCCAUCAGUGACCUCAUGGUAACUUUCACGUGCAUCCCCGUCAAUAUGGGCACCGUUCUCCGGGUCGUCUGGGUAUUUGGGGACUUCGGUUGCAAGAUGAUGCCUUGCGUCACCCAGUUUUCAGUAACCUGUAGCUCUCUAACGCUAUGUUGCAUUGCGUUUGACCGUUAUUACGCCAUCGUGCAUCCGCUAAAAUUAAAACUGUGGCAGACGACAAAGCGCGCCACUAUUUUGCAGGUUUUCGUUUGGGUGACUUCCGCCGCUACAAGCAUACCGUACAUUUUCUUUUACGAGACGGACGACAUAUCCGCCUGUCAUGAGUUCGGGGAAGAAAGCAAAGUUGUUUGUAAAGCUGCGGACCUCAAAAUGUUCAGAAAGGUUAUGGACACUUGGGUGACCCUGCCCGUACUAUUUUUCGGCCCUUUCCUGUUCAUGUCAGUAAUUUACACCAUAAUCUGCUACCAAUUAUGGAUGCAAAGACCGAUCGGAGCCUCUCGAAAAACAUUCGACGGAAGAUUAAAACUGAAGCAAAAAGUGAUAAAAAUGUUGAUAAUGGUUGUGUUAAUAUUUGUCGUCUGCGAGAGUCCCCUUCUGCUCUUCAAUGCCGCCUCUGAGACAAACCAUCUGCAACUUACACAGGCGAACAUCACUCUUCGAGCAUUUCUGCAAUGUUUGGCCCUUAGUAGCACUUGUUGGAACCCGCUUGUGUACGCCUUCAUGAACGAGAAGUUCCGAGUCGCCUUCCGGACCCUGGUCACUUGCAAAAAGGGCAAGGUCUAUCCAGUGAUGCUCGUGCGCAAUAACGCAAUGCGCAUGUCCACGGAAAGCCGGAAAACUACGUCACAACUGGAAGCCACGCUACCAGUCGGUACCCAACAGACAUCAGAAACAAAGGUCUAA
Molecule: messenger RNA, 1266 nt
Organism: Mya arenaria
Lineage: Eukaryota; Metazoa; Mollusca; Bivalvia; Myida; Myidae
Product: QRFP-like peptide receptor
Exons: 1
Coding region: 1-1266 (421 amino acids)
Biological process (GO): G protein-coupled receptor signaling pathway
Cellular component (GO): membrane
Molecular function (GO): neuropeptide Y receptor activity
Source: RefSeq, a predicted model, not a curated record